UUCGUUACAGCGGGCUAAGUGGAACGGCGGUUUUGCAUGGACAUACGAUCGAAACAAUUAUUUUACUUCGACCGGAGAGUGGGAAAGAUUAGUGCGUGUGUCCGGGUACUCUUGUGUAGAGUAAUGUAGUUUUGCAUGUCUCUCCAGUGGAUUGUGCAGUGUGUAUUGAUUUAUCCAUCAAAUUUAUAUCUCAAUCAGACCGCCUAAGAACACCUUUAAUGUGGAAGAAGGCCUUGCGGAGAUUUGCGUAUUUGCGUGUCUGUCGCGACUUGUAAGUUUAGUUUAUUUCUUCUGCUCUGGUCAAGUGGUGCUGCUGUGCGAGUCUGGUUGGUUAGCCGACCAUUCGGUGUUUUAUUUUUUUUUCUUCUGCUCUCAACUCGUGCUUCGAUCUGUGUGUUUUAGUUGGGGCCGGGAAGGUUUCCAUGUGUUGUGUUUUCAAGUUUGAUUUCAAUAAUUCGGCGAACGACAGCUGAGUAUGUUAAAUCAAUUAGUAGAGGCAGGAGUUCCGCGUGCUGAGAUGAAGAUUAGCGAAAGAGCGGAGAUAUCAACAUAACGCGUGGAUGCUGCGUUCCAAAGAGCGACACUUGGUUUGGAGCAUGAUUGAUUAGAAAAUUAUUUGUUCCAUAUCGAUCAACUGGGCGCGUGUUUUGUUCAACGCAACAGCUGAAGAGGAAGAAGUGUUUCUAUACGGUUUACAAAGCGCCGGCAGAAUGUCAAUCAGUGUGAAGAUGUCAUUUAGUGUGGUGUUGUUUGGUUUAAUUUUCUCGUUGCCUGCAAAAGGAAUCGUCGGAGCUGAGUCGGUAUUGUUUGGCAUCAGAGAACCGUGCAUGAACGAGGGCGAGGAGGUCAAAAUUGACAUGGAAUGUUUUAGGUGCAUUUGCAAGAAUGGCUUUGUGGAAUGUGAACAGGAAAGCUGCCCUGCCGUGGAUGAUUGCUAUAUCUACAACAAGAAGACACCGGGAAAGUGCUGUGAUAAAUGCAUAGGUUGCUUGCAUGAAGGUCGCAUGAUCGAUAGUGGCACAGAAUGGACAGACCCCGACGACCCGUGCGAACACUACAAGUGUGUGUCAGGUGUAAUAACGCGAUCGCGCCUCAAAUGCUACUCUCCUUGUUCGAAUCCGCUUCCACUGAAGCACGGUCAAUGCUGUCCUGUGUGUUUAGGCUGCCAGCUAAAUGGCCAACAAGUAACGGGAGAGGCUACCCUGAGUGAGGAUCCUUGCGUGAAGUGUACGUGCGACGGUCGUAAGCUAACUUGCAUGAAGAAAUCAUGUCCCGUGCUGCAGUGUCCAGCCUCGAAACAACUGCGGAACCCGGGUGAGUGCUGCGCUCGAUGUGUGGAACGCCGGGAAGAGGUGAGGAUGGGACUGCAGAAGCAUUGUAUCAUUGGUAAAGCGGUGCAUUUGCAUGGGAAAUCAUAUUCGGCAGAUCAGUGUGCAACCUGCGAGUGCCGAAACGGAACGUCGCACUGUGAGAAGAACACCUGUCCGAUACUGGAGUGUGCCGUCGAGGAUCAAGUGCAAGGACUUGCCGAUUGCUGCCCCUCGUGCCCAAUGCAGGCAGAGUUCAAGUCGACAUGCUCCGUUGGUGGAAAGAUAUACGAAAAUGGCCAGACCUGGAGCCUAAGUGCGUGUGCCUCCUGCGAGUGUCGUUCCGGAGAGAUUCGAUGCGCAAAGAUCCAAUGUACGAAGCCCAAGUGUAAACCGAACGAAACACUGGUAACGCUCGCGAACGAGUGCUGCCCAAAAUGCGUCGAAAGUCCGGGGGUAUGCACGGUAUUUGGAGAUCCCCACUACAAGACGUUCGACGGCAACUUUUACAGCUUUCAAGGAUCCUGCAAGUAUCAGCUGACUGCGGAUUGCAAAAAUCAUACCUUCUCCAUACGAGUCACGAAUGAUGCGAGGCUAACGAAAUCAUCUUCGUGGACUAAAACGGUGACGCUGAAGCUAGGUAGUGUUAAGGUGAAUCUUGGGCAGAAGCUGCGGGUGAAGGUGAACGGAACUCGAAUCGAACCACCCUAUAAGGUAACAGGCGUAUUGGAAAUUCACAAAAGUGUCGAAGGCACGGAGGUAAUUGUUACCAGCGAACUUGGUAUCAAGCUGACAUGGGAUGGGAGCAAUUUUAUACAGGUAGAGGUUCCUACUACGUACAAGAAUAAGUUGUGUGGACUGUGCGGAAACUAUAACAGCGUGUUUCGGGAUGAUCUGUUCUCGAGGAGUGGUGUCAAUAUGACUGAUAAUGUGUGGAGGUUUGCACAGUCCUGGGCUGUUGGGGGAGAGAAAGUUUGCACUCGCCCACGAAAGAAGGAACUUAUAGCGAAAAGCUCACAGUGUAAAACAAAGAAAUUUUUCACAUUCUGCAAAAUUUUAAAGACUGAUGUCUUUGGUGAAUGUAAUUCUCAAUUGAAUCCGGAAAAUUAUUUUGAGUCUUGUAAAUUUGACAUGUGUGAGUGUCCUCACAAACAGUGCUAUUGUGAUAGUCUUGCUGCGUACGCACACGAAUGUCAACGGCAGGGUAUCCGCUUACCAAACUGGAGGCGCAAUACCAAUUGUUAUCCGAACGCGACGAACUCGCUCAUCUUGCCUCAUCAUCCUCAUCCACAAGUACCACAGCUACCACUGCAUCAGGUGAAACAUCACCAGCAGCAGCAGCAUCAACAGCAGCACCAACAGAAAAAUGUGAUAGUAAAACCAAUUCAACGACAUCGAAAAAAACAGCGUAGACUCAAAUUGGUACAAGAAGCAGGCUUUCAACGAACACCACCGCCACUAUAUUCCUAAAUAUUAAACAUCAUCCCAAAAAGCCCAGCGGUAAUGCGCAACACACGAAAGUGUGAGUGAGAGAGUGAAACAUGAUUCGAGUGAGAUUGAACGGUGUGUGUAUUCGAAUCACUUAGCAUUACAAUUUCAAUUUUAUAGAGAUUUUAAUUUAAUCAUUAGCCAUUGCAUAACUUAUUACGUUCCCGCUGCUUCAAAUUUGUAGAAUUUAUUAUUUUAUACAAGAUAUAUUUGAAUGCUAGAACAGCCAGAAGACGUGUUGUAAGUCACGCGUCGGUAAGAUGAACGAAAGUCAUAAGUGCACAAGAAGCGGUUGUUUUGUAUAUACAAUUUAGGUCUGUUAAGGUGAAAUCUCGAGUUAGUCAUAAUUUUGCUUUACUAAAUGUGUACAUUUGUUUUUCAUAAGCCCAGUGCGGUGUUACUCUAACUAUUUUCGCAAUUUGUACAGAAUUAAUUAGGGUUUCAUAUAAAAAAUCAUCAGUAUUUAUUUUAAUUCACCCAACAACAUAGCCUGAGUAAUGAAUUAGUACGAAUAUUGAAACGAAUGAAAAAAUCGAAUUGAAGGUAUAGCUAGUUCCAAGUGGCGUUAUCAUCGUUAUCAAAUGAAAUACAAAUUUCUGCAUAACACGAACACUAAUCAAGCAAAAUGAGCAAAUGAAGAUUUUAGAGGGCAUGGAACGUAUCUGUGGUGAAUAGGCACUCUUCCAUACAAAUGAAACAUAGAUUUCUACAUCACACAAACACUAAUCAAGCAAAUGGAACGAAAUUUGGCAUGUGGAAGUUUUUGGGAGCCAUAAAUGUUUCUAUGGAGGUUUGAUACCCUUUUGCUCCUCUCUAAGAGAAGGGCUGCCAUACAAAUGAAACACAAAUUUGUACAAUUACAUAGUGACAAGCGUUGUUAGUCCAUUUGAUGUUUGCGUUAACGAAAUUGAUCUUUGUUUGAAACUUGAAAUGGAUUUUAAUGUGAUAAAACGCACUUCUAUAUUUUCUUCUAUCUAUAUACACCCAGGUUCUUUUUACGCGGGGGAUACGUACCUCGUAAAAAAACCGCGUUGAUUGGAAAAUCCCCAUUAAAAAAACCGUGUUAAUUGGAAAAUCCGCGUAAAAACCACGUUCAUUGGAAAAUCCGCGUAAAAAAACCAUGUCACCUAAUGAUAGAUAUCAAAUGGGACUAUCCUUACGUAGAACGGAAGUAAAAAGUUGAGUGAGAACCCAUAGUUUUUUUUCCAGAAAUUUCGUUGGUUACGGGUUCGGGUUUCCUCACGAAUGAGGUCAUCUGCUAUUGCUAGAAGAUUCCCUUGUGACACUCUACAGCCGAUGCACGUACAAUACCACUGUUGGACCGUCCAGAGCUAAGUAAACAGGGUCAGACAUUCGCGAAUCGCUGACCGUAAAACCCCCGUCCCGUUGUACCGUCCGGUGAGCUCCCCGUUACCCAACACCUAAAAUUCACGUAAAAUUCGUGAUAAGGUGCGGCACUAAUUUCCUUCAUAAGCGCUAAGCUCCGUUGCAAGCACUAAUAACCGUAAUAUGCUCUGAGUGAGCAUAAGAGAGAAAUGUGAGCUGAGGGAGCGAUGUGAUAUUGUACUGGUACCGCGUCAAAAAAUCCGCGUUGAUUGGAAAAUCCGCGGUAAUUGGAAAAACCGCACAAAAAAACGCUUGAACAUACCUGAGUGUAAAUAAAAAUCGCCGAAUGUAAGAGCAAAACUCGAGGAAGGAAUUAUCCGAUUUAGGGCUGUCUUUAUUCUAUCAUAUUUUCUAUAUGAAUCAUUUAUUCCAUGCAACGGAGGAACAUGUUAUUUGUAAUUGGUUUAAAACAUCAUGAACGAGGUUUGUGUUAGAAAAUAUACUGAUAUUGAAAUGACAAGAUGUGGUAGAAGUGCUGGGAAUUUUGUAGUAAAAGGUAAUUUCAAAGGGUGGAUUAGAAGAUCAAUCAAUGAACAGUUCUGCGAUUGGACCCAUGAACGUGCGCUUAGUAAGAAAACGUGACUGUUUGAAAGUAUUGAUAAAAAAAAUUGAGCGGGACGAAGUUAGCCGGGUCAGCUAGUUAUUAAUAAAAAGUAUCCGUAUUCAAAAUCACGACAAAAUAAAGAAAUUCAGAGAGAGAGAGAGAGAGAGAGAGAGAGAGAGAGAGAACAAAGUAUUAAUAAAUGACGCUAGUUAAUGCAUACGUUGAGACGGAAAAAGUUCAGCAGAGAACGUUAAUGCCAUUCAAUAUAACGCAUGUUUUCUAUUCGUCCACCUCAUUCGAUGAGUCCGCCGUCGAACUCGAACAAAUAUCCAGAGUUGUGGUCGAUGGUGUUAUCUGCUCAGUACGCAGCCGCAAAGCACUCAAGCUUCUGAUCAUCAUCCCCUAGGUUUCACAUUGUGUCCAUCGUGCCUUCGAUGUAACGUUCCAAUCCGCCUCGGAUGGUUCCUGGACUCUUCUGCUCAGAAUCGACGUAACAGUUGAUACAAGACGACGAAUAUCAGGUUUGGUGAUAAAGAAGACAUAGAGCAAUAUCCCAAUCAAACUUUAAUAUGCUUCCGGCGAAUCCUACUUCCAACUAUUCUUCUUCUUUUCAUUCAGAAAGCAAGGGUCCGUCGAGUAUUUGGACGACUCCGCAUCAUGCAUACCGAGCCGCGCCAGAACUCGCUCCAAAUAGGCCUGCUGAUCAAUACAGCAGUGCUCAACACGUAUUCCGAGGACAAAUCGCCGGUUAUCCAUGACGUUGAUCGUGAAGUUAUAUUUCAGUGCUUCGACGAUCUCAGCGAACUCCUUCCCUUUGUAGCAGAUUACAAUAACGUCAUCAACGUAAAUAAGCACAAAGACACGGCUAACCGCUCCCAGCUAAAAAUAAAGGCGCGGCGUGCCAUCGACUGGUAGAAGGUCAUAUUUUUUUUUAUCUGUAUUUUAGUGAUUUUCAACUCAAUUUGGCUGGUUCGUCACUUUUACUUCCAUUUUUGGAAGAAUGUCGGGAGUGAGAAUUGAACUCGUGACCUUUAGCGUGAGAGGCAUGGAUGCCAGAUCGCCUCCACUAGAAGGUCAUAUGUUUCAAUACCUCGUCUAGCUACAUGUUCCAAACGUGGACUGCUUGUUUGUGUCCGAAGAUGCUUCGUCGUAACCGAAAGACUUCGUUUGGUUUUUCGCCCGCAUACCCCGGAGGCUAACGCAUGAAGAUCUCCUGUAGCCGCGCUUUGAACCGGACCAUUUUGCCUUCAUGUAAUUUCUUGCUUUCAUGUAAUUCAUUUUUCCUGAAUUCCUCCAUGGUUUGGGAAACUGUUCCCUCCUUCUUGAAGAUCCUUUUCACAAUCGCCCAGUAACGUUCAAUUGGUCGGAGCUCUGCUAUUCUUGCCAAAAUCAGGCCAAAACUUCACCGGACGUUUGUGAGAUUUACGAGAUUUACGGAAGGAGACGUUUCUGCAAGCAUUCUUCCCUGUACAUUUUCGAGUCCAUUGUCUUGGUUAUGACGAGAACCUUGGUUUUCCGUCCACAGCUGCAAAUCCCUUGGCAAAUCAACUUUAAUUUGCUGGGGGCAUUUCCUCUGACAGUGGCAUCAUAGAAUCUCAGGCCUGGUUGCUGUUCAAAAUCCAUCAUUACGUACACCCAACCUAGCGUGGACAGAUAAAAUAUCAUCUUUGCCAGACAAAAUGCUUUUUCGUGUGCUGAAGGGUGAAAUGCACAAAAAAGCACUUUUUUCAAAAGUGUUAAAAUGAUUGUAUGUAUGGAGCACACCUCUAAUUCUCUCUGACUGAACGUAAGCUUCGAAUUGUAUGAAAAAGCCUAAACAAUGCCAAACAGGAAUCGAACAAAAGCCGACAGGGAUGAAUUGCUGUUUUAUACGACCACGCGAUCUACAUAACCACUGGUGCUCUUGCACAAAUCCUUGAGAAUAUUACACCACAUUAUAAAAUAAAGUUGUAUCUUAAAAGUAUACAUGAAAAGUGUUUUCUACAAGAGGUUGCCAGGAUUGCCGCCUUUUUGUAGCCAGCAUAGAAAAUCAUGAGCAUAGAAAUCAUAACUUAAAAUUAAAAAUAAAGUACAGUAUUUUAAUCAUAAAUCGGAAAAUGAAGCUUCCGGAUGGAUAUUCAAACAUCUAAGAACUAUCCAACGAAAUCAUUGGCCACAGGCUAUCGCAAAUGCUGAACAUAUUUGCAUCAAUAUUGACUCCAAACAAUAAACAAUGCGUGAGCCCUAGCUUUAUGCUGCCUACGCUCAAUUUGUUGAGAUAGAGUUGCCAGGGUUCUGGUUUUCUGAGAAUAAAAAGGAGAGUAUAAACGUGAACUUGUAUCAUUUUCGCGACGGGGGCCGUUUAUAUGGCAAAGUAUGCGAAAAGGGCUAAUGCGUGCAAUGUAUCUCUUGUUCCGCUCACCAAUAUUGUUCUCAUAUUGUUAUGGCAUAUAUAUUAUACACAAACUUGCCUUUCGCCUGAGUAAAUGCUAUAGAUAGCAUGUAAAAUCAUUUUUUCGUGUCUCUGCCUGUGGCCGUUGUCCACGCAGUGCUCAGCUCAAUCGCAUCUAAUUAAUUCGAUACCGUUCCCCAGUGAUGUAUAGGUUCGAUUCAACAGCUCAGAAUAAAUAACCUGACCUGAUCCACAAAAUACCCAACAUAACCUUCGCAGCGUGAAAAUUUGGUCGAACGUAGAAACAUGACCGGACAGACCCCAUAAAUUUUGAUAAAUUUUCAUAAUAAUUUUCAUUGUAAUGAAAAUAUAAACGUAAAAAAUCAGACAUCUGCCCAGAUCGGAAUCAAAUGUUCAUACGGAAGUUCCUUAUAUGGGAGUAGUGAUUUCGGAAGAUCUUCCGACAAGUUCCUAGAAUUUCGAACAAACAGAGACGGAAAGUUAAUACUCACAUCUAGUGGGAUUGGUGCUUUCAAACUAUCUGGCGGUUGUCUGAUGGCGUAACAUGGGCUGUAACAUAUGACACAUAUAACUGGCAUAUACACGCAAAAGUGAAGGCGAUAUACGUAGAGUAAUGCGGGGUAAAGGUGCGCAUUGGCCAUUUUGAGGCAUACGAGCAUAAAAUUUCGACAACAGUGUAGUCGUUUGAUACAUUAUUACACCAGCAGCUCACACAUAUAAAAAAAAGAUACAUUUUAUGAAAGUGGCAGAAAGUUAUGAGGUAAAACGUAUUUUGCGAUGUUUUGAUUUAAUUUUUUCAGUUUUGGAGAAGACGAUUUACUUACCUAAAAUAACUGGAAAGUUCGAAACUACACUGUCAAGGAAACCUUUAUUGUAUAGUAGAUGAUAGUGCGUAUUCGUUUUUGUGAAAAAAUUCAAGAGCUUUUUUUAAAAAUUCGAUUAGUUCAAAAAUUGCUUGUGUGGCAAAGAUGCGCAGUGGCUGUGGAGUAAAAACUCGCACCAGCGUUUUGCUCUGAAAAAAAAUUUAUAAAAUGUUUUCAACAAAAUUUUUAACGGGACCCACAUGAAGAAAACUGAUUUGAAGAAAUGCACUCCAUAAAUGCUCAAAUGGCCCGACAGAGGCUUCGGAAGGGAGUCUCGAAGUGUCGGAUUGCGGCAGACCUCGGUAUUCCUGAAUCAACUCUGAUUAAGAGGCUCAUAUCAGAAAGUGAUUUAUGAUUUGAACCUUCUUUUAUUGACAUUCCUACUUCUGCUGGAAUGUGUCAGCGAGCACCUAGUGCGGUUCAGAUAGGUAUUUACGAGUGAGCAGUCUGAGGUUCUGCAGGCCACUGGACAAAGUUUUCCAUGGUAUGACUUUUAAAGAUUUAUUGCGCAUGGCGUUCGAUUUUCCGGAAGCCAACAACCUCUAGCACGAGUUCAACAAAGAAUCCCCAGAACUGAAAUCCAAGAUGAGGAAUAAAAAUGAACAAUUGCUUAAAAAUAAUUCAAAAUGAAUUUCAAAUGAAAACUCUUUUUAUUUUCACCAUGCAUUCAAUUCAAUAACGGUUAUGUUUCGUAUAUGUUUAUGUUUUCACAAUGAACUUCAAAUCAAUAUUGUUUUUUUUUUCAACAAUGAGUUUCAAAUAAAUCAAUUGAAGGUAACUAUGUAUUUAUAAUUUGAUCUAUAUAAAUAAAAAUGAUUUGGUGUCCGUUCCUCACGAUUUAACUCAAGAACGGAGCCACGGAUUUAAACAGUCAGUAUCAGGAUUGAUGCGUCUUAGUCUGCAUCAGUUUAUAUGUCAAAACAGAAAUUAUAUUCCGCGAGUAUAGAUUAAGUACAUAAAAAUAAUUUCUGUGGGAACUUGAGUGUUCGAAAUGGUUUAUAUCAAUAUAUCAAUUGUGGGUGGGAUGAAGUUCGCUGGGUCAGCUAGUUUGUUAAUAAAAACAAAUUAUGUUUUAAAUGUUGGACAUUUUCGGAUAUCUUAUAUUGUCAGUCUCCUUCCUCCCAAAAAUUUCCAUGUGUUAUGUUCGACCAUAACACCCACUCUUCUCCACCCAUAAAAAAACCAAAGAACACCCCCCUCCUGCCUACUGGACUGUGCCUACACUCUCUAGUAAUGAUGCUUCUCCCGCUUCUGAUGAUAAAGCAUUUAUUUUUGGUAUAAGUUAUCUCAGAAGUUCAAUUCAAUAAGUGCAUACCUUUGCCCCGUACGGUGCGCACCUUUGCCCCCACUAUGGGGAAAAGGUGCGCAUUUGCCUUUUUCUAUUAAAAAAUGUAUUUGUCCAAUUACAAAAACAAAUCGAGAAAUGCUUGUACUACGUUUCGAAGGUAAUAUAUACAAUUUGUUACAAUUUGGUAAGCAAACGGAAUUCUAUUUGCUUUUACGAGGGUCACUAUUUAUAUUUCGGGAAUAGGAACAAAAACAAAUAGUUAAGCUGCGAAUAUAUUUUUAUUGUUUUUCAAAGUACUCGCCACGAUGAUCGAUACACUUUUGCAUGCGCAUAAACCAAUUUUCAAAGCAUUUAUUCCAAUCGACACGAGCCUUUUUUUGAGCGAUUGUCAAAUUAUGUGGGAUCCAACGUGAACAUAAUUUUCGCACAACUAAGGCGGCGGUGACACUGGAUGCAGAAAAGUGGUCGUACGAAUUGUAUGCAAUAGUGAAGCUAAACAACCACAUUGAGUUGUAUUGGUGUGAUUACAUUGCUUCCCCCUUGCUUCGUUCGUAUUCGUCAGCUUCUAUCGAACAAAAUUGUUUGUUUCUAUUCGUACAAUCAAAUUCUCGUGCGUACUCCUAUCCAAAAUAACCUUAGCCUAAGGCCGGUUACACAUUAUCCGGUUUCUGCCGGACCGGUUGAAACCCAAAUGGCAAAUUUCGACCGUAACAACCUCUUUACGGCGCCGUGAUGCAGCCGUCUACUGCGACUGACGGUUUUGUGUAGUGCGAGGACUUUUUCACAUUGUUAUCCGUCCAAACCCAGCGGCGUUUUUUGAAACCGGUCCGGCAGAAACCGGAUAAUGUGAAAUCGGCCUAAGUGUUCAUGUAAAAUCGCAUAUAUGCUGGUGGAACUAAUGCUUAGGGAUGCCUCAAUCUCACAAUAGGUUACAUGACGAUCUUGCUUAAUCAUUUCGUGCACAGUAUCGAUGUUUUCUGGCACUACAGUCGAUUUUGGACGACCUUCACGAAACUCGUCGGACAGCGAACUUCGACCACGAUUGAAUUCACUAUACCAGCGAUACACAGUGGUUUUUGAUGGAGCUUCAUCGCCAAAAGUCAAAUUAAGUUGAUUGACGCACUCUUGUUGUGAUAAUCCACGUCGAAAAUCGUAAAAAAUCAUCGCACAAAAAUGUUCACGAUUCAGUUCCAUUUUUUUGCCGAGACCAAACUUUCAACUAAAUAUAAAAUAAACAAAUAGCGUCCGUAUGACAAAAUGUUCUGAGUACGUAUAUCGUCAAAAAUGUCAAACUUAACGAUGGAACCGUCAGAUGGACUCACAUGACAUCAGUGUUGCCAAUUCCCGAAAUAUAAAUAGUGACCCUCGUAUUUCAAGAGUUAUUGGACGAUAACAGUUAGGUGCGCACCUUUGCCCCGCAUUACUCUAUAUGUCAUAUUUUAUGCACAUAUAAAUAUAACGAUGAACGAUGCUUUUUGGACUGAUAUGCGAUUUGACCCGACAAUGCUAUAUAAAAUGAAUAGAAUGUGCGUAUACAAUACUCACAUUGCGAUGAUCGUUAUACCGAUCUACGACUCAAUCCAUCAAUGAUAUUGAAAAUCAUUUUUCCAUUUUAUACGAUUUCGGGUACACAUGAUGCAUUCUAUACGAUUGUAAUUUGAAUUUAUAUACGACCUAGCAUGUGCAAAAGUUAUAUGAUUCAAUGUUUGCUGGGAUGUCCUUACGUGACUAGUAAACCACUCGACUUAACCCUUUGCGGUCGUUUAUCUGCUCUUGGUUACUACAGCAAGGAAUCAUACUAAAUACUUUAUUCCUCUCCUCUCUUUCUCGCGUUACGUUAUUUGUGCACGACGCCUUAUAGCAGUAUCUCCUAGCACUUUUUGGAGUUUCAAACGAUGUCUUCAACGAACGAAAGGAAGAAAAUCAACACUUCCCGCAAAUGACCAUUGUUUGGCCUAAAAUCAGAAAAUGGAGAAGGGUUCCAAUAUCCCCUUAUUCUCCAGACAUGGCUCUCACGGACUACAUUUUUUUUCCUUUAUUUGAAGAAAUGCCUGGCGGUAAACCGAUUUCAUUCAAACGAAGAGGUGAUAGCAGAAACGAAUUGAACGAACUUUUCAGUUCAGCGGCCAUUUCAAAUACAGUGCGUUUGGGUUUUCGUCAAAAUCAUACUCUGAAGAUCUCUAUCAUUCGUUAACUCUUAACUAAACUGUUCCGUUGUCGAUAGAAGAGGGCCGCCAAAUAUAUUGGACACGGAGAAAAUGUCAGUGAAAACUUAAGCUUUCCAAUGCAGGCAACCGUCAAUAGAGAACAGUUUGCUCAAAUAGGAACGCACCUUAUAUUCUAAUACAUAUGCACUUUCCUAGAAUUGACACGGCAUUGUCCGACAAAACUUACGUUCUCAUAAAUUCAUGCAAACCGAAAUAUGGGUUUCCGUCAUAUUUUCGUAUCGUGUCGUUCUGCUUCAGGUUCAGAUAUUGCACGCACACCUAACUUGCGGAAAGCAUUAAUAACAUUGUUUAUAUCCAAGUUUAGAUUCAAUAGCAAGAUUUAAAGAACUAUUCACAUAAAUAACGAAAUUGAGUUUUAACUCAAUAAGUAACUGAACCAUGAUGUUGUGGUUCCGAGGCAUAACACUUUUUAUAAUACAAAGGUUUGGCACACAUUUUCCCCAGUUUAAUUGUUCAUAAUUGUGAACGUCAUUUAUCGGUAACAGAGAUCCAACAUUUUGUUUUGAUAAAAAAUGGAAUCGAUUAGCGCCACUUGAAAUUCUAUACAAAAAAUCCAAGUGAAAAGUAUUAUUUUAUAUAGUAACAACAAACAAAUAGCACAAAUUCUAUACCCGUCUAAGGAGCUACGCAAUUUAUCAUACUGUACAUUAUUCAUAACUGUCGUAUAUGUCAUAUGCCCUACUGAACUAAAACUAAAUACGUUAGCUCUCUUGAAUUUGUAUAUAAAAAUAUCUUGAAACUAUUACCCACGGAAUCCAGUCAUUGCACAGAAAGUAUUAAACACUAAAUUUAACAGCCAAUCGGCACAAACAAUGCUGUUCAAAACUAUAUAAUGAAACUGUUCUCUUGCAAGAUUUCCGGCAUGAGCAACUUUUACAUUCCAUCCCAUCUAAUCAUACAACCAUGAAAGGUAUACUUAAAGUUUAGAAUAGCGAAAUAAACAACAUUAAAAUGUUUUCGGACAAUAAACACGAAAAUCUUAAGACUCAAAUACCCGCAAAGUAGGUGUUAUAAAUUCUCAGUGAUGACGUAGCAAAAAAAAACUACAUAAAGGCGAUGGACACAUUCAUAUGACAGAGCGUGUGGAACAGACCAAACCUACGAUUACCAGUUUUACACUAGCAAAUCAAAACACGGAAAUCGUUUUCCGGCAAGAAAGCGGAAGUGUCGAUGAACGUAUCCACAAAACGUGCUAAUUUAAGUCCAAAUAUAACUAACACCUAAUCGAAGGAAAUCGCCAGUAGUUGCAUACCAAUCGUUUUCAUCAAUUACUGUGUCGAAGAGAAGCUCCCUUUUGAAAAUGAUUUCUCACCUAUGGAACCAUCGAAUACUUUCGAAAUAAAACAAACGUCAAACUCAAAAACUUAUUUUAAAUCUACUUACCUUAUCAGAACGUAGUAAUUGUUGAUUCGAGCAACGGAAAAUGAUCUCUUCAUAUAAUAACAACGAUAUAUUUAAUUGUGUACUAGAUGCGUAAGACAAAAUUCGAAAAAAGAAUGAAAUAAAUGAAAAGUUUGAUCGCGAGAAAAAGAAUACAAAGCACAAACUACAAAGUGUUUUUAGAGUUAACGAAUAAAAUUCAAUAGGUAAGAAUUUCAGCAGUAAUAACAACGGUGAAAGUCUAGUAACAGUGAUUUAUUAUUUGGAUGGCUAAACCGUAUACGAUUGUUCCUACGUUUUAUUUGUGCACAAAGAAUAGAGGUUUGAAUGUGAUGAAGAUAUAUGGUAAUGAGGAGACAAGAAAAAAUAAUAACUAGAAACUGUAAGAAUUGUAUUGCAUAAACCAUAACUCAAGAACAGUGAACGAUGUAACA
Molecule: messenger RNA, 13310 nt
Organism: Toxorhynchites rutilus septentrionalis
Lineage: Eukaryota; Metazoa; Arthropoda; Insecta; Diptera; Culicidae
Gene: cv-2
Product: BMP-binding endothelial regulator protein
Exons: 7
Coding region: 711-2777 (688 amino acids)
Molecular function (GO): protein binding
Source: RefSeq, a predicted model, not a curated record